This is a messenger RNA of Neopsephotus bourkii (Bourke's parrot), 1352 nucleotides long. It is a transcript of the gene TEKT2, whose product is annotated as tektin 2. The record is from RefSeq and is a predicted model, not a curated record. NCBI's taxonomy places the organism in Eukaryota, Metazoa, Chordata, Aves, Psittaciformes, Psittacidae. Gene Ontology annotation, cellular component: nucleus; microtubule cytoskeleton. Gene Ontology annotation, biological process: cilium movement involved in cell motility; cilium assembly.
AUGGCCAUGCUGAGCACAAAGCCGGGGCAGAGGUGCACUGGGCCGGAUGGGCUCAGCAGCUCCCAGCUCCUGUCCGCUGCUGCCCAGCGCCUGCGCUCUGCUUCCCACCGCGUCCGGCAGGAAUCACGAGCUCUCCGCAACGAAACCAGCAACCAGGCAAAAUGGGAUGAGCACGACAACCGAACCCGCCUGGCUGAACGUAUCAGGAGCGUGAACAGAUGGAAGGAGACCCUGGACAAAUGCCUCGCAGAUGUAGAUGUGGAAAUCGAUGCCUUAGCCAAAGUGAAGGAGGCAGCAGAACGUGCCCUCCAGGCAAAGAACCUGCCUUUGGACGUUGCCAUUGAGUGCCUGACACUCCGGGAGAGCCGCCGCACCAUCAUCGUGGUGAGGGACCCUGUGGAGGAGGAGCUGCACAAGGAGGUGAAGCUGGUAGACAAAGCCAAGAGAGAGCUGCAGCAGAAAGCGAGUGAAGCCUUCAAACAGCUCUGCCUCUUACAAGAAGCUCGCCAGCAGCUGAGCAGUGACCACCAGUGCAAGAUGGAAGCGUUGGAAUUAGAUCGUGUGUGCUUAUCCCUCAGCGUAAACUCUCCCAACAUCUCCUUCAAGGUCAACCCAACUCAGGUCCCAAGCAGAUCAACGACGGUUGAUGAGUGGGAACAGAAGAGCCAGAGCAACAAGGAGCGUGCUGAGGCAGAACUGAAAACCUCUGCUGAGCUCCGAGAAGCCACAAUGCUUGCCAUUGCCCAGACAAACAACGAGCUGGAGGCUCAGCGUGUAGCUACAGAGUUUGCCUUGCGCAAGAGGAUCAGAGACCUGGAGAGCGCCUGUGAUGAACUGAAAUGGCAGGAGCAGAACACCUUGGAGGAAGUUGCUGAGAUGGAGGAGGAGAUCCGAUGCCUGGAGGAAGAGCUUCGGAGGGAGAUGCAGGAUCUGAAAGUGGCACACACCCGCCUGGAGACCCGGUCCUAUCGGCCCCGUGCAGAACUCUGCCGGGAUCAGGUCCAGUAUGGGCUAACAGAUGAGGUGCACCAGCUGGAGGGAGCGAUCCGUGAGCUCAAACAGAAGCUGGCAGAGUCACAGGAUUCACGGGAUGCUCUUUACCAACAACUUCACUGCAUCCGGACAGAUCUUGGCUACAAAACGAGUUCCCUGGUGCUGGACAACAAGUGCAUGGACACACACAGGAAGCUCCUGGUCCCCUCCGAGAGGUUUCUGCCGGAGGCUGAGACUUUCCCCCGGGCCACAACGCGUGUGACGAACGGGCAGCAGGAGCUGCUGAAAGAGAGCGCUACUGACUGCAUUCCGUGGCGAGGGAAGCGACAUCUGUGUCGUGUUAGGAGGAUGUAAACCUG